AAGAAGAUAGAUAAAUGAUAUGUAGAAAAAGAAGAAUUCAAAAUGUCAAACCCAAAUAUUGCAUAUUUUUACGACCCAGAUGUCGGCAAUUUUCACUAUGGUCCAGGACAUCCAAUGAAGCCACAUCGUAUAGCCCUGACACACUGUUUGGUAUUACAUUAUGGACUGCAUGAAAAGAUGAAGCUUUACAGGCCAUAUAGGGCUUCAGCUCAUGACAUGUGUAGAUUUCAUUCUGAUGAAUACAUAGAUUUUCUACAGAGAGUUACACCACAAAAUGUACAACAGUUUACAAAGCAACUUAGUAUGUUUAAUGUUGGAGAUGACUGUCCUGUAUUUGAUGGGAUGUUUGAUUUCUGUUCUAUGUAUACUGGAGCAUCAUUAGAAGGAGCAAUCAAAUUGAAUAAUAAUCAUUGUGAUAUAGCUGUGAAUUGGUCAGGAGGUCUUCAUCAUGCUAAGAAAUAUGAGGCCUCAGGAUUUUGUUAUGUGAAUGAUAUUGUGAUUGGAAUAUUAGAAUUACUGAAAUAUCAUCCGAGAGUGUUAUAUAUUGACAUUGAUAUACAUCAUGGCGAUGGUGUACAAGAAGCUUUCUACCUUACAGAUCGAGUUAUGACUGUUUCCUUCCAUAAAUAUGGCAAUUAUUUCUUCCCAGGGACAGGUGAUAUGUAUGAAUUUGGUUCAGAAAGUGGCAGAUAUUACUCAAUUAAUGUUCCAUUGAAGGAAGGCAUCGAUGAUCAGACUUACAUAUCAAUGUUCCAGCAAGUAAUCAAAUCAGUCAUGGAUUUCUAUCAACCUUCAUGUAUAGUGCUACAGUGUGGAGCAGACUCAUUAGGCAGUGAUAGAUUGGGUUGUUUUAAUUUAAGUAUCAAAGGUCAUGGUGAAUGUGUAAAGAUAGUGAAGAAUUAUGGAUUACCAACACUGGUACUAGGAGGAGGAGGAUACACAAAAAGGAAUGUAGCACGAUGCUGGACGUACGAGACAGCCGUUUUAUUGGAUGAAGAUAUUAGCAAUGAUAUACCUUAUAAUGAAUAUUUAGAAUAUUUUUCUCCAGACUUCACUUUACAUCCAGAUGUAUCAACAAAGCAAGAAAACUUAAACACCAAACAGUAUUUAGAUAACAUAAGGGGAACUGUACAUGAGAUUCUGAAGAACCUAGUUAGCUCCCCUAGUGUACAAAUGCAAGAUGUGCCAUCAGAUCUGUUAAGUCUGGAGAACACAGAGGAACUUGAUCCAGAUAUCAGAAAUCAUCAAGAUGAAAACGAUAAAAGAGUUGAAGCUAACAAUGAAUUUUAUGAUGGAGAAAAAGACAAUGAUAAAGAUACAGAUGGUUUUGUAGAUGUAUGACUGAAGAACUGUAUAAAUAAUUGAUAUCAUGACAGCUGGUUCUGUCAUUUGUGUAACAUUAAAUUUGCAUGUAGAUGUUGACCAGCUACUUUGACAAUUCAGUUAUUAAUGGUCCUUACAUAUAUUUCAAAUGAAAAAGGCAGUUUCUCAGUGUUUUAAAAGUUUUUGAAAAAGUAGUUAUACAGAUUAAACUGAGAGUCAUCUGUUCAUGGUGGUAACCUGUAAUCAGGUCUUGCAUUAUCUGGUGGACCACCUAAGUCCAAAAUACCGAAAUGUAUAUAGAGUCCAGCAGGAUAAAGAAGGCAUGGACAAAUAUUGUGAGCAUAUAAGCAAAGUUUGGAGUAGUUAUUACUCACCGUUGACAAAAUACAUAGUUUUAGAUAUUUUUACAACUUUUGUUGUAUUAAAAAAUUUGAUGGCCUUUUAAAAGUACUCUGUGGUAGCCUUUUCCAUAACUCAUUCAUAAUAUCUUUAGAUUGUUUUGACAUUGACAUAAAUAUUUGUUAUGAUUUAAAUGUCAUAUAUUAUAUGUUUCAAUGCUGCUUUCUACUGCAUGUUUUCAACAUGAAUGUUUAAACAUAUAUGUCGAAUCUUGCCAUGAAAAUAUUCCUAUGUUAUAGAAAUGGUUAAAACAUGGCAUUUCAACCAAUUAGAAUAGAGUACAAGUUUUCAUCCUCAACAAUGUCACAUUUAGGCAUGCCUUGAAAGGAGGAAUCAUACCUAUCAAUACGUCAAAUACAAAGACUAUGUGAAUAUUAAAAGGAAGAGAAGCACCCAUCAUUAAGGUCAAAAAGUCUACAGCAGUUAACUUUCUUUAUAAUUUUAGGACAGGACUAGCUAUCAUAAGUAUACCUACACCAAGAUGUCAUUAAAAAAUAAUUGUAUAUUCUGUAUUUAUCAUAUUUAUCCUUAACAUACUAAAUCUAUCAUUUUGCAUUAACCAUGAUAUCUUGGUGUAUAUUAAAUACAUCUUAUUGGAGUAAUGCCCUCAUGGGUUCUCUAAUAAAUAGCGAUUAUGAUAUGAGGGUCUGGAUGGGGUUUACAGAACAGUGAAUAAUGGGCCAAAAUAGUAAAUGAUAGAGAAAAAUAGGCCCAAGAAAAGUAAAGGAUAGAGAAAAAUAGGCCCAAGAAAAGUAAAGAAUAUAGAAUAAUGUCGCGAUAAAAUAUAAAGAAUAGAAAAAAAUGGGCAAAAAAUAAAUAGAGAAAUAUAACCUAAAAUAUUUAAGAAUACAGAAACAGAGGACCCCCCCAUCCAGACUCUUAUAAUAUCAUCCCCUUCUUUUUUGGUAGAAAAAGAAGGAAUAUUGAGAGGUUGAUUAUGUUUAGUAUGUGCAAUGUAAACAUUGAAAUCAUGUACUAUUAUGUUAAAAACAUGCAUAUUUUAACUUGAAUGUUUAAACAAACAGUGGAAAGUGGCCAUUUAAACUUCUUUUUCUCAUAUAUAUAUUUUUAGGAAAUAUUUUAUUCGAAUGAACAAAUUUGAAGUUAGUUUCAAUAAGUAUUGCUUUUAUAGAAUCAACUAAAAUGAAUAUUGUGUUCUUAAAGGUUGUUAUUCUGUUUGUCUUGGCAGAAAAAACUCAUUCGUAAUUACAAGGUUUGUUUUUAUUAUUUUCUUUUUUUGAUAAUUUGAAGUUUCUGAAGAUUUGAAUGAAAUGAUCUAUGGACAUAGAAUGUGCUCUGCGUAAUAUAGAAUGGAGUGUUUAUUUUGUUGGUUAACUGAUUAAUUAUAGUAUUGUAAAAUUAAUGUUUUGAUUGAUUGUUGUGUUGUAGAAUAAGAGUAUUUGUUUCUUGUAAUUUAUACUUUUGAAAAGGGUUUUGAUAUUUUUUGGCUAUAUCUAAUUUUGCAGAAUACCUUAUAUUAUGGAAAAUCAGACACAUUUAUGGAAAAUAAAUCACCUGCAGAAUAUCUGAUAUUAUGGAAAAUCGGACACAUUUAAGGAAAAUAAAUCACACUUAUUGUUUAAGGAAUGGUUAUGAAAUAAAGCACCAUUCAAAUAUAUUCUGAUUAACAUAAUAUGUUAACUCACACAUAUAUUGUUAAUACUUAUCCUGGAUUGUAACAUUAGAUCUGAUACAAAUCUGAUUGCCAUGUUCAUUUUCAUUCAUCGUUGAAAGAUGGUUUUAUUGAGGUCAUCCAUAAUUAUCUAAUCAAUUUCUUUUUUUUUUUUACAAAUGCACUGAAUUAUUCUUUUUUGAAAGUCGUUUUCCUUUAAUGUUUAUCAUCAUUUAAUUCAGUAAUAUUUUCUCAAAAGAAACUGUCAUUAUUAACAGCCUAGUCUAACAACUAACAAAAAUAAGUCAAAUUCUAAAUAGAACUCUCAUUUACAUUUAUUUGAAGGCUAUUUAUCCUUAUUAAACUGUUUACCAUAUACAUGUAACUCCCUUUGAAACAUUCUUACCAUUGUGAAAAUGUUAACAAUUUUGGACAGCCUUAGUUAAAAUUACUUUUAUACCUGUGAAAUGUCAUUUUGGCCAAGCAUUUUUCUUUGGAAAAAUAAUACAUUUAUACAUCAAAAAGAAAUUCAUCUCAUAUAGAUUUUAUAUUGUAAUAAUGUUCUAUAUCUUUAAUAUUUAUCAGAUUUUUAUCAUUUGUUCAUAAAAUCAUGUUUCAGCAAUUUAGCAUCAUGUCACUUUUUCAUCAUUCAUCUAAGAAAAUAUGGUAGCUAUGUUGUAAAUAAAGUGUGAGAUUAUUUGUUAGUUUUUAAAUUAAACACAUGACCAUUAUA
This is a messenger RNA of Mytilus californianus (California mussel), 4067 nucleotides long. Its product is annotated as histone deacetylase 3-like. The coding region runs from base 43 to 1341 and encodes 432 amino acids. Lineage: Eukaryota; Metazoa; Mollusca; Bivalvia; Mytilida; Mytilidae. The transcript has 14 exons. Gene Ontology annotation, molecular function: histone deacetylase activity. The record is from RefSeq and is a predicted model, not a curated record.